This is a messenger RNA of Gymnodraco acuticeps, 1608 nucleotides long. Its product is annotated as mesenteric estrogen-dependent adipogenesis protein-like. The transcript has 5 exons. Gene Ontology annotation, cellular component: cytoplasm. The coding region runs from base 264 to 911 and encodes 215 amino acids. The record is from RefSeq and is a predicted model, not a curated record. NCBI's taxonomy places the organism in Eukaryota, Metazoa, Chordata, Actinopteri, Perciformes, Bathydraconidae.
GAAAAUUGCACAAUAUAAAUAUAUUCCAGUAGACCUCAACAAUGGAAUCAUGAUCAGUGGAAAUGGCCAUGACAUGUCUCCUUUAAAUGGCUGGUGUUUUCGCUUGUUAGCAUUCAACCUGAGCCGAUUUAAUUUGAGACCGGAAGUCUGGUCGUGUCACCAUCAUGUCUAACUUCACAGCGUUUAUUGAAGCUACAGACUUCAGGCAGGCAUUAUAAACAGCUGCAGCCACAGGAAGACGUACCAGAGAAAAGCGUGACACCAUGAAUGCGAGCAAGACGUCCCACAGCAGGAUGAGAGUGACAGAAGUGGAAGAGUUUCUGAAAAAUCCUCCGGACGGUUUCUCCGUGGAGGAGCUCUCCUCCGGUCACCGAGUCCACAGCGACCCGGAGAAGAGCCUGGUGCUCAUCGACAACUUCAACUCCUGCAGACGGGAAAUAGUUUUCCUGAACUCGGUGGGAAGGAAGGUUAAAAUGCUAAACUUAUGGGAGUACACCAGCAUGAGGAAGAGUCUGCUGUCCAAGAGGAUGUAUCUGCUGAUGUCUGCAUGCGAAGACAACUUUUCAGUGAACGACAAAAAGGCAGCCAAUGAAGAAAGAGUGGCAGUGCUCAAGCAGUUUGUGGUGUCCAUCAAUGGAAACGAUCCUUUCAUCAAGUGGCAGAUGGAGAAAGGCCUGGACUGGAGCAUCUCCUCUGUCGCAGGAGAAAGCUACAGGGUGGAUAUUGACUUGACUGAAAUAAUGGAGAACUGGGCAGUGAAAAACAGCAGCGUUAUAACCGACAAAUUAACAAAAGUCCAACCUGUGUGGAGAGACGCCUCCUUCACCCUCAAAUACUACUCUGAUGCCCUCUUUGACUUUGCACACUGGUUUGGGUUCAGCAAAAGGACAUUUUGUUUGAGACUGACAUGAGCAAGCAGUGGAUGGAGAGAAAGAGAAACAAAUUGAGUUGUAAUGGCGUGUGGGUCUGCUUCCUUAAGGACGUUUCCUGAUCAGCAGAAGAAUGUAACCUGCCAGGUAAAGGGGCAGCCUACCUCUUCAGACAGAACUGCACUAUAAUGGCUGUUGGGUACUUCUUCUGUUAAGUUGGUGGAAACCACUGACAAAGAAUUACUGAAUGCCAUGAAGAUUAUCAAGGAAUAUAUUGUUGUUGUAGAAAUACUGUUUUCUCCACUCUUUGGGUUGUUUUAAUGCACUGAUAUCAUGUGUGGCUUUGAACUGUGUAUGACCUUGCAGCUGCCUCUUCUUGUGAUAGGAGGAGGCAGGGCAUUUCAGGUUGUUGAUAUUUAUGAGAUAUAAUAAAUAUCUGUCUCCUAAAUAUCUCAUUUAUAUGAAGUGUGAAGGAAGUACGUGACUCUUUCCAGAAGACGUCACAGAUGACCCAUCGCAGAUGAACCGACUUUCCGACACCCGCGGCUGAUAUUAGCGCCACCUCGAUUUACGACUUUGUUGUUAUCUCCUGUGUUUUGGACUAUAUAAGCCUGAUGUUUUUUGCUGUUCCUUUGAGCAACAUACCUCAUGUGUGUGAGUUAAACCAUAUCCUUUGUAUGUGAUUUAACUCUGCUCCUUCUUGCAAGAAUAAAUUAGUUACCUGAUCAUUGAUUCUCAA